Molecule: messenger RNA, 3567 nt
Organism: Procambarus clarkii (red swamp crayfish)
Lineage: Eukaryota; Metazoa; Arthropoda; Malacostraca; Decapoda; Cambaridae
Source: RefSeq, a predicted model, not a curated record
AGUAAUGAUAGAGAGAAGGACACAAGCGUCCAGUAGUCUACCUCUCGACCCUCUGGUGACCGGGUCCUCGUCCACCUCCACCCUGGGAAAUAUCCCCCAAUAUGAAACUUUUUUGUAGCUUACUGCUGUUGCUGCUGUACCUGGCGGUGACGGGGAGGCCCAGCGACGCCCAGCUCCUGCAGCAGAAAGACGAUGUCUACCUUCAGGGCAACAGUGGAGGUGAUUCAGGACUGCAGCUGCAAGCAACAACGGACAAGAUAGACGCUACCUGGGACGCUCAGUCGGGCGCCAGUUCCUACAACGUCACCUGGACUCCCAAGGACAAUGGGACAGUCAUUGUCGACGAUGGCAGAAUCACCUACACUAUCACUAUCACAGAUCUUGUGUCGUGUACUAACUACACCGUCAAUGUCCUACCGAUAUAUAAACCCAAUGUAACCGAUGACGCUGGUCUUCUUACAUCAACAAUAAGAACACUUGCUCGUGACCCCUUCCCAGUCCAGAGGGUCACGGUGGACACAGUCCCCAACACACCAUCUCAGUUGUCCGUCAGUUGGCCUAAGGCCGAUUUACCAGACGGAGGGAAAUGUGCCAUAACCUACAGGAUUACCUGGAAGGUCACCAGUGGUGGACAAGGUCAGAAGCAAGAUACAACAAGUAAUCUAAAUUACACCAUCAAGGACCUGAAUGCCUGGACCAGCUACAACGUCUGUGUAGCGGCCACGACUAAUAAGACUUACAGUGAUGAUAAGUGCAACAACAGCAGGACAGACGAGGACAAGCCAGGAGAAGUAAGCAGCACAGUUCUGAAGACACUGAACGACUCGUCUCUACACGUACAGUGGACACCUCCAGAUAAGCCCAAUGGUGUCAUCACCCAGUACAUGGUCAAGUGGACCAAGGAGGGCGACACCAGUCAGGAUACCGUCACCACCCCCACCACCACCAGCUACAACAUCACCGGCCUGGCUCCCUGUACCAGCUACUCCGUCACCGUCACGGCUGCUACGAUCAAAGGCUUUGGUGUCGAGAGUGUCCCGAAAAGUGCUCCAACAGACAGUAUAGCUCCUGACCCGCCCACAUCACUAGGGGCAGUCAUGGUAUACAACAAGUCUGACAAACUGAGUGUCAACUGGACACACCCGGAUGAUCCAGGACCACUGUGUCCGGUCACCAGGUACAACGUCACCUGGUACCUGGCCAGCACCCAGGAACUGGUGGACCAGACGACCACCAGUGACACAACCCUCACCAUCAGUGACCUGGAAGCUUGGACCAGCUACACCGUCUGUGUGGCUGCUGCAACUGAGCAGAGCUCUAUAUAUAAAUAUGCUCCGCCGUCCUGCACUAACGCUACAACCGACCAAGACACGCCGGGGUCACCUUCGAACACUACGAUAGAAUCCCAUACCGGAGAGUCCUUGCUGGUGGUGUGGAGCCCGCCAGAGGAGCCCAGAGGAAUCAUAACCAACUACAGUGUCGCCUGGAGCCCACCGGACAGUGGUAAUGGUACGGAGGUUACUGUGGACGGCAGCAUAACACAGUACAACAUCACGAGACUUAAGUCUUGUGUCAACUACACCGUUACUGUGACGGCCGCCACUAUCAAGGGUUACGGGAAACAGUUUAACGUUACCAACACUACGGAUGCAUCUGCCCCGCCAUCACCGCCAGUGACUUGUAAGAAGGUCGACUCUCCUCGCCAGCUCACUGUCACCUGGUCUCCAGCCGACACACAGUGUACAGUAAACAGGUACAAGGUAGACUAUACCGGGGACGUCCUCUGGUCCGACGACACCAGCCACGACUCUAAAGAACUUCAAACAACAUAUGCAGACCUGGGUGACUUAACACCGUGGACGACCUACACUGUGUGUGUAGCAGCAGUGGUCGUUAAUGACAUUGUUGGUGCGUGGGACUGCUGCUCCUCUACUACCCUGGAGGAUGCCCCCGGGAAGCCAGCAGAGAUCAACCAAACCUCAUCCAGCACUAAAACCGUGACGUUAACCUGGGCUGGACCCGAGGAGAAGAACGGUGUCGUGACAGACUACCAGUUGGCCUGGGACGGCGGCCUCACCAACCUCACCGCCAACACCACCACCUACACCAUCUCAAACCUCCAUCGAAAGUCGCAGUUCACUGUUUAUCUGAAGGUGUCAAGCGAAGUCGUGGUCAUGACUAGGCUCUGUCUCUUCCUCCUCCAGGCGAGGACGGGGAAGGGCUGGGGGCCUUCUAUAUCAAUACCAGUGACGACGCUGAAGGGCGUGAGUGCUGGAGCCGUGGCGGGGGGCGUCGUGGGAGGCGUUCUGCUGGUGUCUGCCGCCGUCGCUGCCGUCGUCUACAGGAGGAGACUGAAGGGCAAGGAUGACAGCUCCAAGCACACCAGGAGGUCAGCCAUACCCAUGCCCAUGAUGCCCGCGGUGGUCAGGGCUUCCGACGGUGACAUCAAGAAGACCGACCUCCGCAAAUACAUACGAUACCUGGAGAGCGACACCGAGCGAGGGCUGGAGGAAGAGUUCGCCAGUAUUCAGCAGUUGAGUCCUCACAACGAGGCCACCACCGCCAACAGGGAUUACAACAGGAUGAAGAACCGCUUCAAGAACAUCUUUCCUUAUGACAACGCAAGAGUAAAAUUAUCCGUACUUGAGAAGCCAGGAUCAGAUUACAUCAACGCAAGUUACAUGAAGGAUAUAGAUCAGAAGCAGUUCUUCAUAGCAGCUCAGGGCCCCAUGCCCAGCACCACGGCCGACUUCUGGAGGAUGGUGUGGGAGCAGCGUGUCUAUGUCAUCGUCAUGCUCACUAACCUCUUGGAGAAGGGCAGGGAUAAGUGCGCCCAGUACUGGCCGAGGGUGAAUGAACCUUUCAUCACAGCCGGAAAGUUCACCAUCCGCAACCAUAACGAGGAGAGCAGAGUGAACCACGCAAUUCGCCUCCUCGAGGUGUCUUUAGGGAACCAGAAGCGCCUGGUGAAACAGUACCACUUCACCGGCUGGCCAGACUUCGGAGCUCCAGACAAUGUCAACUACCUGUUGGACUUCAUGGCUGAAGUUAGAAGGACCAUGCCCACCAACGGUGAGCACCUCCUGGUGCACUGUAGUGCUGGCGUGGGCCGGACGGGGACCUUCAUAACACUGUGGAACUUGAUGGACGGUGUUGACAGCAACAGGAUCGGGGACGUCAUUAACAUUAAACAGAUGGUGCUCGAUAUGAGACAGUAUCGUCCACAUAUGGUCCAGGCGUUGGACCAGUACUUGUACCUCUUCAAGUGCAUCGCCACCUACAUAGAGACGCCAUACAAGUGGACCAAGGAAUAUGCAGGCGUCGACCCCAUCUACGACAACACCUGCUACCAGAACGACGACCCCAUCUACGACAACAUGGAUUAGCACUCUCGCUGCUGCAAUAGUCGACCGCAUACGUCAUCGCAAAUUACCAUCAGUAUAAAUGUUAUACUCAAAAUGUUGACAUUCCUGGUAGCGAGGAAUGCAAAGCAGUGUAUUGUGUGUAUUGACACUGUGGUGGGUGGGUGUAACACUGUGGUGGGUGGGUGUAACACUGUGGUGGGUG